CGUGACACAAGGGCAGGUUUUGGGGUGACAGUGACAGGCUAUUCCUGCCCAUUUACCCUUACUUUUCUGCACUGUGAAACGCUCACUUGUGGAAAUCUUGGGGCCUCACAAAGAACCAAUCAUUUUAGUGGCUGGGGCAAGGCAUAUCUGAAAGAGAGACCUGGCUUGGGAUGAGGACUGAGUGUCGAGCUGAGGGAUGGAUAGGCAAUGGGGUGUGUCAGAGGUAUCUUCGGACUUGGAAGUACAGUGAUGCAGAGUGAAAGCUUAGCUAGAGGUUCAUGGCGAUGACGGAGAGGCUAGAAACAGAAGGCAAGUGACAGAGAGACCCUGAGAGGGCUGAGGACCUAACUGGAGAUGGCCACAGGGGCCAUGGAGAGCCAGGAAGGCAGGAAGGCUCAUGCGGAGCAAUCAGACCCACUGGGGAGGACAGUCCCACCAAGCCCAGGGCAAGCCAGUAACAAAGCUGGGUUGCAGGUUCCUAGUGGAGUGAUUCCGGUGGGGGAGAAAGCCCCCUGGCUCUCCUCCCUGUGCCUCUUCAGACUCCCAUUUUCAUUUGGGGGAGAGGGUGAGGCUGCUCCCCAUUGCGGUCACAGCCACAUCCUGCAGAGCAGGGGAGGGGGAAGUAAGACGCAAACAAGCAGAAGCACGGUGGAGGACCGUGGUGAGAGGGCCCUGGACAGGCCCAGGCUACGCCACCAGGAGGGCCUCAGCUCGGACCCCACUGCGGCUGCCCAGCCUUCCCCAGCCGGCCUCGACCUCAUCGGCACCGCUGCUUCUUAGAAGGGGCUUUCGGAGGGAUUAUUUAACUGGCAGCCUAACAUUGUUCUGUAAUGUCCUUUGAUUAUCUCAAAUUCUGUGUAUGUGCGUGUGUGGCUGCGGAGGCCGGAGGUGCUGGGUCCCCGGGGGCUGCAGUUAUAGGUGAUGGAAGCCUGUGGCCUCUUCUAGUCACUGACCACACACCCGCCCCAAGUACCAUGGAGUCCUUCAGCUCAAAGAGUCUGGCACUACAGGCGGAGAAGAAGCUCCUGAGUAAAAUGGCUGGCCGGUCCGUGGCUCAUCUCUUUAUCGACGAGACCAGCAGCGAGGUGCUAGAUGAGCUUUACCGUGUGUCCAAAGAGUACACGCACAGCCGGCCCACGGCCCAACGGGUGAUCAAAGACUUGAUCAAGGUGGCGGUCAAGGUGGCCGUGCUGCACCGCAGCGGCUGCUUUAGUCCCGGGGAGCUGGCUCUGGCCACGCGCUUCCGCCAGAAGCUGCGGCAGGGUGCCAUGACAGCGCUUAGCUUCGGAGAGGUGGACUUCACCUUCGAGGCCGCUGUGCUGGCAGGCCUGCUCACCGAGUGCCGGGACCUUCUCUUGGAGCUGGUGGAGCGACACCUCACACCCAAGUCGCAUGACCGCAUCAGACACGUGUUUGAUCACUACUCUGACCCUGACCUGCUCGCUGCCCUCUACGGGCCCGACUUCAGCCAGCACCUCGGCAAGAUUUGUGAUGGGCUCCGGAAGCUGCUGGAUGAAGGGAAGCUCUGAGGCCCCCAGCCCAGCACACUGGACUUGGGCAAAACGACUGACUGGGCUUCCUAACCCUGCACAAACGCUUUUCAGUCCCCUGGCUUCGUUCUCCCCCAAGAGGGACGCUGACACCGAGGUCACCCCCACCCCCAAACAGCUGGCGGAGGAAAAGCACGCUGCGCCAGUGAGGCGGCUCUCCCAUCCAGUGUCAGCAAAGGAAACAGCUGACUGGGGAAGACGAAGUGAAACUCGGGUCUGCUGCUCCCAGGAGAACUGCCCGAAACGGGAUCCUCCUCCUCCUCCUCCUCCUCAAACCCAAGGAAGGGGGCACUGGAGGCCGGAAGCGGGAAGGUGCCGUCGGAGGCCUUGGGAGAUCUAGGGAUCUCCUGGAGCUGGACACACACCAGAGGCUGGGCUCCAGAGUUUCUGGAAGGGGCCGGGGGAGGGGAGACACAGGGGAAUAAAACCACUAAAACAUG
Messenger RNA from Onychomys torridus (southern grasshopper mouse), 1990 nucleotides. RefSeq names its product TNF alpha induced protein 8 like 2 (gene Tnfaip8l2). Gene Ontology annotation, cellular component: cytoplasm. Bases 831 to 1529 code for a protein of 232 amino acids. Lineage: Eukaryota; Metazoa; Chordata; Mammalia; Rodentia; Cricetidae. Gene Ontology annotation, biological process: negative regulation of inflammatory response; negative regulation of T cell activation; regulation of apoptotic process. The record is from RefSeq and is a predicted model, not a curated record. The transcript has 2 exons.